This is a messenger RNA of Tinamus guttatus (white-throated tinamou), 816 nucleotides long. Lineage: Eukaryota; Metazoa; Chordata; Aves; Tinamiformes; Tinamidae. The record is from RefSeq and is a predicted model, not a curated record.
AUGAAGAUGCAGAAAGUUCAAGUGAUUUGCCCAAGAUUGUGCAAAGUCUCCGUGGCAGAACGGGACCUCGUCCGCCUGGGGCUGCGGCUCUGCUCGCUGCUGGAGGCUGCCGGGGAGCCUUCCGGCUCCUCCGUUGCUGGAGCCACGGAGCCCGUGUCUCCGCACAGCAGCUGGCCUUUCACAGGCUCAGGCGCGAUUUGGCUCACGCUCGCCACCCCCAGCCCCUGCGGGAUGAACUCCUGUGAGAUCAACCCGCACAGGCCAAGGGACCCCGUGCUGCCACCAGCCGCUUGGCCUGGCUUUCCCGCCUGGAAGGAGGCCGGUUUGGCGGGCGUGACAGGGACUCGGCUGGGCUGGCAGUGCCUGGCCUUGGGCUUACGCUUGGCUUUUGCCCACAGCAUUGCUGCCUUCAGAGAGGCCACGCAGCUGCCCAACUUGCUGCCGCCCAUCUACCUGGAUGCCUCGCAGAGCUGGGAGACGUGGGGAGGCAUCCAGCCCGGCACUCUGGACAUCGUCGUCAACAUCAACAUGAUGCACAUCUCAGAGAUAGAGUGCACAGAGGGCCUCUUCAAGGGAGCAGGGGUGUUGCUGAAGCCCGGGGGUGUGUUGUUCACCUGUGGUCCGUAUGCCAUCGGCGGGCGGAUCAGUCCCCAGAGCAACAUCGACUUCGACUGCAGCCUGAGGCAGAGGAAUCCGGCCUGGGGCCUUCGGGACACAGAUCUUCUGCAGCAGCUGGCUGAAGCCAAUGGAAUGUGUCUGGAGAGGAUGGUGGACAUGCCUGCUAACAACAAGUGUCUUAUCUUCCGCAAGCAGUAA